Parnassius mnemosyne (clouded apollo) is the source of this 2521-nucleotide messenger RNA. NCBI's taxonomy places the organism in Eukaryota, Metazoa, Arthropoda, Insecta, Lepidoptera, Papilionidae. The record is from the annotation of a GenBank genome assembly.
AUGACACGACACGACAUUAGUCUGUGGUGUCGAGCAAUGGCUGACAGAAAGAAAAAGUACGGCUCGUAAGCGCAUCGCGAGAAUAUUUUUAUGCGUUUCUUUUAUAAAACUAAUUUAUCAUAACGCGUAUUAUUUUUCGAAGUGUAUUUUCAGUGUUUAUACUUGUGAAAAAUCUGACUGUGGUAAAGGAAAGUGAUAAAGUAUAAGAACGAUAAUUUGUGUGAUACCUUGUGAAAUUUUUGUUAUUGGUCAUGUGAGCACCGGGCUACAAUGCGGCGGACUGCCAUAACUGGCCGCGCGCCCAAUGGUCUUCCUAACACUAAACAUUGCUAACGAUUGCGACCGCUAUGCGACUGUUCGAGCCACGACCGUACCACGGACACAAUGACUGAUGCCAAACUAAUUGCUCCACCACUUUACUCAUCUACAUAGAUAGUGUUUUCAAUUCUAAACAAAAACGUUCAUUUACACGUGCGUUGUCGCGACACACAUGUAAAGUGAAGUGCUUGUGCUAGUGUUAGUGCGUUCAAAAAAUCCGGUUCGAUCCGCACCAAACCGGUUAGAUCCGGUGCGCGCAAGUGCGGGCUGGUUCUUUUUGCCCGAUGUUUGUGACGUCAUGGCGUUCAUGACGAAGAAAAAGCGAUACAAGUUCGGGGUGCAGUGUUGCCUCGAGGAGCUCACGGAGGUGCCCUUCGUAUCCGCGGUUCUGUUCGCGAAGGUUCGGUUGUUGGACGGCGGGAACUUCCAGGAUCAUUCAAGCAGGGAGGAGGUCCGCAACCACGCGGUGCGGUGGAACGCGCAGUUCUCGUUCGUGUGCAAGAUGUGCGCGAACGCAAACACCGGCGUCCUGGAGCCGGCGCUGCUGCGUGUCUCCGUGCGCAAGGAGUGCAAGGGUGGUCGCUCGUACCAGAAGCUGGGCUUCUGCGACGUGAAUCUGGCAGAGCUGGCGGGCGCGGGUGAGGCGACGCGGCACUGCCUCCUCGAGGGAUACGAUCCGCGGCGCCGCCAGGACAACUCCGUGCUCCGGCUACGUAUUAAGAUGAACAUGAUCUCCGGGGACCCGCUAUUCAAAGUGCCGGAGCGCAAGCAAGAGGUGACGGAAGGCGGCGGCGAUAGCGGCGCGGAGAGCGCGGCGCCACCCGAUGACGACUGCGCCUCCUCCACCGCCAGCUCGGGCUUCGGCUCGCUCACCAACAACAAGGCGCACGUUUCAGAAAGCGUACCUCCGCCAACGAUUACUUCGAUAGCGCCCUGCGAGCCGCCGUCGCCGGAUCAAGACGAGCCUCCUGUCCCUGAUAGCACAGUGAUUGCAGCAGGUGUGACGUCGUGCGCGUCGUGUCAACAGCACACGCACUCGCGUAACUCCUCAAACACUUCGGGGGACAUGAGUAGCAAGGCGUCAGGUUACGGCAGCUCAGUUUCGGCCGCGUCGGCGCACUCGCGACAGAGCUCCGAGGGCGAGUCCGCCGCGGACGCGCGCCCCCACCACAACAGCGUGCGCUGCGAGCGUUCAACCACCACCACCACCACCACACUGUACGUCCCCACCCAAAGCUGCAAGCACACGGGCCGAGCGCUCAGCAAGUUGCUGAUGGAGAAGACGGUGGUGAGCGAGACUUCGGACGUGUUCCUCACCCCCAACACCACCCUUACGGGCCCCCCCGAUGUCAUCCCACGGAAUGAGAUCCAGUCCCCGGCCAGCGAGGAGUACCGCACCCCGGAAACGACAAUCCUCGAAAACACGUUCACCAUGCCGACCUACUUCGACCAGAAGAAGAGAGCCGCUGCCAUCGUUAGUGCAGCUGUCCAGCCUCUCACGAAUUUCCAAGUCUUUAAACAGAAAUCCCUGAACACAAUCCCCGCGUUGCUCGAGAAGAACAAGAAGAACGAGGAGUUAUUCACCAACUUCCCGUUCCUGACGCCCCUCGCACAUAGGAAGAAUUCGCUGAUUUCUAACGCGAAUAGGCUAUCAGGGUGUAUAGAAGACGAGUUCUACUGCAUUCCGUCGGACCCGGAAGCGGACACGGAAGUAGUCGAGAGGAUAGACGUACGCCAUCGUUUCCGCAGCAUCUCCAAUCAGGCGCUAACCGACGAAGUGCACACUUCCACGCCAAAGAACGAGAGUAACACAGAGUGUAUGCAAAGAGGUAACUUCAAGUCGGAGCGGGGCCGUAAGGUGGAACUGUUGCGGCACAGCUACACGGACUAUACGAGGAACCCAUCGUCGGGAUCGCUGACAGCGUCCGCGUCGGAGAGCGGGUCGCUGGAGCGCGGGCGCGCCGCCCUCGAGCGCCGCAAGCGCGCGCCCCCCCAGCCCGCCGUGCAGCAGCAGCAGCAGCAGCAGCCGCCCGACGACACGCAGGUAUAAGCUUCGCGCUGCAUCCUGUAGUGCCGGGGUAAGAAUACCCACUAGACAGAGGAAAACUGAAACAGGAGAUGAACACAAGCGUCUUUCUAAUAACAAUUAUUAAAUUUAAAAAAAAAAAACUACAAUUCAUCAGUGGACUUAGUAGGUAACUCC